AGGAGGAGGAGGGAACUCCUCCCCAGCAGCAGACAGCGCGCUCUGUCGCCUCUCGGCGCAAUAUGGUGUCCUGGAUCGUCUCCAGACUUGUGGUACUGGUGUUUGGUACGCUAUAUCCUGCCUACUCCUCAUAUAAAGCCGUCAAGUCCAAAGAUGUAAAAGAAUACGUGAAAUGGAUGAUGUACUGGAUAAUAUUUGCCCUAUUUACAUCUGUGGAAGUAUUCACAGAUAUGUUUCUUUGCUGGCUUCCUUUCUACUAUGAACUGAAGAUAGCCUUUGUGGUGUGGUUAUUGUCGCCUUACACUAAAGGCUCCAGUGUGCUCUACAGGAAGUUUGUCCAUCCCACUCUUUCCUCUAAAGAAAAGGAUAUUGAUGACUACAUCUGCCAAGCCAAGGACAAAAGCUACGACACGCUGGUGCAUUAUGGGAGAAAAGGGCUGAAUGUGGCCGCCACCGCUGCAGUCAUGGCUGCAACAAAGGGCCAAGGAGUUCUGACAGACAGGUUGAGGAGUUUCAGCAUGCAAGAUCUGGCGGCGUACGAGUCGGACACGGCCAGCUCCACGCAGCCAACCAGCGCGGAAGCCGCAGCUCAGCACCGGGCCCGCACCAUGAUGCGGAGCAAGUCUGAGAGCUACAACAAAGAUUUUGACAUGACUGAUUAUGAGGUGUUGGCAUUAGACCGAAGGGAGCCAGAGGAGUCGCUGACACCUGAUCCCUCACCACCCUCGACGCCUUCUCCCAUUCCUCCGGCUCUGGAGGAGCUAGAUGAGGGAGCGAAGGGUGCGCGGGGGGCUCCAAUCAUGCCUCAGCUCGGGCUCGUGAAAGGAAAAGCUCCCGAGGUACCCACUCCGCCUGGUCCCCACGAGUGCUGCCUGCCUCUAACACGCUCCCCUGCGCCCCCGAGAGUGUUCAUUCACUCACCCAGCAGCUCUGAUGUUAUUGUUUGAAACUGCUGUGUCACUACAGUAAAUGAUCCUCAUGCUUGAAGUGCACCUGCAGCCGUUAACACCUUCUUCUUUUUUUUAACCCAUGGAGAAUUAGGUCGACUUGGACUUGUUGUGCAAUGUGUGACCGUAUCUGGAACAGCGGCACGUAAAGGCCAACUAGAAAGAAUGUAUUGAUAUGGAUUGACUAAGUACAUUUCACCACAUAAUUGCUUUAAGUAUUAUGUUUGUCUUAAUGAUUCGACAGAACGAAUCCCCUUUAAGAAGUUUACAUUGUCCUAAAGCACAGGUGUCAAAUGUUUACUUUGAAACGUGAUUUCUAUUGUAUGAAUAUAUAAAGUAAAAACAUAAAUAUAAUAUAUGAAGUAUGAGAACAUUUUAAAAACGUUUUUAAGAAUCAGUCAUUCCUUACAAGAGACUUAAAGGUGAGUGAAACAUUCAUGUAAUGAUGAUGCCAUACUGCAACUUUGAUUUAAAUCAUGUAAUAUUGUAGAACGUGCACAAUUUUGCUCAUUAAUGUUGCACUCAAAAGUGCUUCAAUCGUCAUACGGCACUUAUUGAAAUAUUUGGAAAUUCAGCAUUUUAACUCGAGGAAAUGAAAGUGUCAUUACUUAUAACAUUAACUAAGUGCAGAAUUGAUAUUUUAUAUUCGGUACUCCGGUUUGCAUGUUGGUUAAUUGAGGACUUUAAAUUGUCCAUUGUCAUGAAAGAGCGAGAAGGAACUGUACGCCCUGGACUGGUCGCCACUCAGUCACAGUGGACUUACAGCAAAACACCCCCUCACACUCACAUUCAUACCUAUUGACAAUUUAGUCUUCAAUGAAUAUAACAUGCAUGUUUUGGGAAGCUUUGGGAGAAAGCUGGACUGCAAGAUUUUGUUUUUAUUUAGUGUUCAUUAUUUUCAAUAAGUUAUACAAGUAUUACUGUAUAAUGUUUCUCUUUCUCUUUGUUCUUUUCUGAACAAAGUGAUCAUGUGGCUCUUGUUUGCCUUUCUUCCCCGUAGCCUCCUCUUAGAGUCUUAAGGCCUCUCACGAGAUCCAGGAGCGCUGUGUUCAAACACUGAAGCCAUGUGAGCGCGUGGGCAGUGCACAUUGACGCCUCCAGCUUGCUGCAACACGUAAUUUUAAUAAAAGGAACCUUACGUGACUGAAGCGGCACUGCUUUGGAAUUCGGUAUUACCAAAGUGACCUGUGAUGACCUGUCUAUAUGAUGAUAUAUGAUAUGAUACUAGGGAUUAAUUAUAUGUACAGAGUGUGUAUUUUUUUUUUCUGUCACGUUUGGUGGGGCACUUGCAUGUGUGUCUGGCCAUGCAUUAUUAAUUGUGCUACAGGAUAUACUGCAGCUCCUCGCUUGUCAUCAAUAAGUGUAAGUCGCCACGGGUCAAAUGCAUGGCUGCUGUGGUGUACAUUAUGUGGAAAAAUGUGAUGUGAAUCCUAAAAACAACAUCUUGUCAUGAAAAAGUCAAGCAGCAGUGGCUGAAUUAUUUACCUCUAUUAAAGCCUUAACGAAAGAGACAUGAGACAAGUAUACAUGGCGAUAGAGUAGUCAGAGGGCCACAUGUAUUUGGACAUCCAUCCAUUUUCUGAGCCGCUUCUCCUCGCUAGGGUCGGGGGCGUGCUGGAGCCUAUCCCAGCUGUCAUCGGGCAGGAGGCGGGGUACACGCUGAACUGGUUGCCAGCCAAUCGCAGGGCACAUACCAGCAGACAACCGUUCGCACUUACAUUCGCACCUACGGGCGAUUUAGAGUAUCCUAUUAAUGCAUGUUUUUGGGAUGUGGGAGGAAACCGGAGUGCCCGGAGAAAACCCACGCAGGCACGGGGAGAACAUGCAAACUCCACACAGGCGGUGCCGGGGAUUGAACCCGGAUCUGUGAGGCUGACGCUCUAACCAGUCGGCCACCAUGCCGCCAGGUAUUUGGACAGUGUUUUCAAUAUGUGAUUAAAGUGUCUGAAGACUGUCAGUCGGACAUUUAUCUUCAAUUCAACAGGUUUCCCAAAUACUGUUUUUGGUAUUUACCAUUUAGGUAUUACAGCCAUUCUAUGGGGUACUCCAGGAUCUUUGGGAGAAAAAAAGACAGCGACUGUCCUAAUACUUCUGGACCAAACUAUUUCUA
Messenger RNA from Phycodurus eques (leafy seadragon), 3057 nucleotides. It is a transcript of the gene reep1, whose product is annotated as receptor accessory protein 1. The transcript is spliced from 7 exons. NCBI's taxonomy places the organism in Eukaryota, Metazoa, Chordata, Actinopteri, Syngnathiformes, Syngnathidae. Gene Ontology annotation, biological process: endoplasmic reticulum tubular network organization. The record is from RefSeq and is a predicted model, not a curated record. Gene Ontology annotation, molecular function: microtubule binding. Gene Ontology annotation, cellular component: cytoplasmic microtubule; endoplasmic reticulum membrane; endoplasmic reticulum tubular network. The coding region runs from base 63 to 947 and encodes 294 amino acids.